Molecule: messenger RNA, 4152 nt
Organism: Protobothrops mucrosquamatus (brown spotted pit viper)
Lineage: Eukaryota; Metazoa; Chordata; Lepidosauria; Squamata; Viperidae
Gene: SECISBP2L
Product: SECIS binding protein 2 like
Exons: 18
Coding region: 1-3273 (1090 amino acids)
Biological process (GO): selenocysteine incorporation
Cellular component (GO): ribonucleoprotein complex
Molecular function (GO): ribonucleoprotein complex binding; mRNA 3'-UTR binding; selenocysteine insertion sequence binding
Source: RefSeq, a predicted model, not a curated record
AUGGUGAACGUGAAAUUGUCUGCUGAAGUGGAACCGUUCAUUCCUCAGAAGAAGGGGCCCGAUUCACUGGUGAUGCCAAUGGCGCUGCCUAAUGAUGGCGGAAACAUCAAUGGCGUUGAGGCCACGCCGAUUCCCAGCUACCUGAUUACAUGCUACCCCUUCGUUCAAGAAAACCAGUCCAACAGACAACUUCCACUGUACAAUAAUGACAUCAGGUGGCAGCAGCCGAACACAAACCCCGCCGGGCCGUAUCUGGCUUAUCCCAUUAUAUCUACUCAGCCACCGGUUUCCAGCGAGUAUGCCUAUUACCAGCUGAUGCCAGCACCUUGUACUCAAGUUAUGGGAUUCUAUCAUCCCUUCCCAACACCUUACUCUGCGCCCUUUCAGCCUGCAAGUGCCAUAAACACAGUCACAGCACAAUGCACGGAUCGUCCGGCCCAACCAAGCCAGGCCUUUCCGUUGUGUAGUCCCAGGAGCAGAAGUACCAGCAGAGGAUCGGUGGUGCAAAAACAGCCAUCUCAACCCCACAUAAAGAGCAAAAGGCCUCCAGUGAAAAAUGUUGCUAUCCAGAAGGAAACGAAUUCUUCGGGCCCAGAGAACAGACCCAAAAUUGUCCUAUUGGUGGAUGCUUGUCAGCAAACAGACUUCCCUUCAGAAAUUGCCAGCAAGUCCCUCUCGGAGGGCGUGAGUGGUCUGCACUGGAAGCCGAGGGGCAGGCGACGGCGCGCCUCCCACCCUACCGAGUCCUCGAGCGAGCAGGGGGCCAGCGAAGCCGAUAUUGAUAGCGACAGCGGCUAUUGCAGUCCUAAGCACAGCAACCAAGCAGGGGCAGCGACAUCCAGAAACACGGAAUCGGCCGGAACAAAUAUCAAAGAAUCAUCCAUACACCCAGUUGGUGCCAGCUGGGCGAGUGUCACUUCACAAGCCACUCAGAAGAAGCCUUGGAUAGAGAGAAACUCUUUCUCCAGAGGUGGACAGCAGCCUGAACAUCAGCAUGAUUCAGAGCCUGGUUUUAAAUGUAGAGGUCACAGCACAUCUUCCGAAAGGGAACAGAGUUUGCAGAAGAAAAUUGAGAAACCAGUAAUCACAAGCCAGUCAAACAAAGUAGAGCAGAGCCCUGAACUGCUAUAUUUUGGGGAUGAAGAAGAAUUCCCAGAGCUAAAUUGCGAUAGUGGACAUUCUAAAGUGAAUAACAUGCAGCUGAAGCAUGCACCCAAAAUGUUGGAUGGUCUUCCUGAAAAUUCUCCCAUCAACAUAGUACAGACUCCGAUUCCGAUCACCACCUCUGUUCCCAAAAGAGCCAAAAGUCAAAAGAAGAAAGCUCUCGCAGCAGCGCUGGCUACAGCCCAAGAGUAUUCCGAAAUCAGUAUGGAGCAGAGAAAGCUUCAGGAAGCCGUUUCAAAAGCAGCUGGGAAGAAGAGUAAAACUCCUGUGCAGUUAGACCUGGGGGACAUGCUGGCAGCGCUUGAGAAACAGCAGCAGGCCAUGAAGGCUCGGCAGAUCACAAACACCAGACCCCUCUCGUACACAGUUGGCAGUGCAGUCCCCUUUCACACCAAAGAAUCCGCCAGCCGAAAGUCCUUCUCCAAAGGGCAGCCAUUGGUGGGUUGUCUUAACCCUUUGGAUCCCACUAGCCCGAAAGUAAAACGAGGGAAAGAGAGAGAACUCUCAAAGUUGAAACGUCCUACAGCACUGAAAAAGAUUAUUUUGAAAGAGAGGGAAGAAAAGAAAGGACGUAUAUCAACCGAUCACAGCCUUUUGGGAGGUGAAGAGGAGGAAGAGGUGACUCUGACUUCCAACCAGGCGGAAGAACUAACAUCUCAAGAAGAAACUGGUCUGAGCGUGCCAAGUGACACCUCGCUCUCUCCCGCAAGCCAGAAUUCUCCCUACUGCAUGACUCCUGUUUCCCAAGGCUCACCUGCCAGUUCAGGGAUAGGAAGCCCCAUGGCAUCGUCAACGAUCACCAAAAUUCACAGCAAACGAUUCAGAGAGUACUGCAAUCAAGUUCUGAGUAAAGAAAUUGAUGAAUGUGUGACUCUCCUGUUACAAGAGCUGGUCAGCUUCCAAGAGCGAAUUUAUCAGAAGGAUCCUAUAAAAGCCAAAGCGAAGAGGAGACUUGUGAUGGGGCUACGGGAGGUGACCAAACACAUGAAGUUAAGCAAGAUCAAGUGUGUAAUUAUUUCUCCCAACUGUGAGAAGAUUCAAUCCAAAGGUGGACUAGACGAAGCUUUGUAUAACGUGAUCGCCAUGGCUCGGGAACAAGAAAUCCCUUUUGUCUUUGCCCUCGGACGCAAAGCGCUUGGCCGCUGCGUGAACAAGUUAGUUCCUGUCAGCGUGGUGGGCAUCUUCAAUUUUUCAGGCGCUGAGAACCUCUUUAACAAACUGGUCUCUCUGACGGAAGAGGCCAGGAAAGCCUACCGAGAUAUGGUUUCAGCCAUGGAGCAAGAGCAGGAGGAGGCCUUGAAGAACAUCAAGAAGGUGCCCCACCACAUGGGGCAUUCCCGAAACCCUUCGGCAGCCAGCGCCAUUUCGUUCUGCAGCGUGAUUUCAGAGCCAAUUUCAGAGGUGAACGAGAAGGAGUAUGAAACAAAUUGGAGGAACAUGGUGGAAAACUCAGAUGGUUUGGAAGCCUCUGAAAACGAAAGAGAAGCGGCGUGCAAGGUGGUGGCAGCUUCCGAGAAACCUGGCAAGCCUAAUGCCGCUGCUGGUAAGCCCUUGUCCCUAGCCGCCGUUGGCCUCAUCCCGGUGGCGUCCCCCGGUAAACCACUAAGUGGGAAGGAGGAAGUGAAGCCAGAUGACAACCUGGAGUGGGCCUCCCAGCAAAGCACAGACACCGGAUCUUUAGAUGGCAGCUGCCGGGACAUUUUGAAUUCUUCCAUGACCAGUACAACCAGUACUCUCGUGCCAGGGAUGCUUGAAGAAGACGAAGAGGAGGAAGAGGAAGAGGAGGAGGAGGAGGACUACGCCCCUGAACCCAUCUCGGAGGAAGUUCAGCUCAACAGCAGAAUUGAAUCGUGGGUCUCGGAGACUCAACGGACUAUGGAAACCCUUCAACUCGGCAAGACCCUCAGCGGGGCAGAAGAGGAGAACGCGGAGCAGAGUGAGGAGGAGGAGGAGGAGGAAGCAGCGGAAGCGCAAGCGCCCGAGCAAGCGGAAUUGGCUCUUGACAACGAGGAAUGGACAUUAGACAAGGCUACGAGUAAAGGCCAACCGAAACCGAAUACCUGCACCCCCACCGAUACAAAACACACAGACUCGAAUUAUAUACCGUGAACUUUAAGCCCAGACUCAGGAAACUUCUUACUAUUUAAAAAAACGAAAAAAGAAAAAAAGAAACUAAUUGUUGUAAGGAUUGCAGCCAUUGCUUUGUGUGCUUCAUCUCGGCAUUUUUGCACUGUGUAACAUUUAAUACCCGUAUUUAAUUCACUUUUUUUUUUUUUGGGUAGCGGUCUUCAUUACUUCUCCACCGAGACCUAGACGUGUGCAUGUGUGAUUAAUAUUUAUAUCUUUUCUUAGAACAGGCUGAAAUGUGCGUUAAAACUGUCACCUUUUUUCGGAUGAGGAAACUCUUUGCACCCGACCAUUUUUAAGGCAAAACUCUUCUCAGACUGAAAAAAGGGAGGGAAAAAAAAAUCUUACAUAUUUUUAAAGCGUUGACAGUAUUGACCAAUGUCGGCUUUGCCAUGAACUUCUUGGGGAGGUAUCUGGCUACUGAGUACCUAACAUUAAGCCAGAACGAUGUCUUGUUUUUUGUUUUUACUCAGACUGUUAAAAGUGACAGAAUGAAAACGUCUUCUGGGAAAAAGGGCUAGAAAGAUGCAUACUAACCAGUCACUGAAUCAGUGCACCUCCUCAUUAGUAUUUUAGGAUAUUUAAGUAAUAACACUCCUGAAGGACUGGUUUGCAGUUGGCUAGAACCAUUUUGGCCGGGUACUUUGGUAAUGACGUAUCUGUUUACUUUCCAACUGACAUUGUCCACAUUUGUCACUUUGCCCGCAAGCCGACUGCCAAAAGGGACUCAUUAAUCACCACAAGCUUUCCUUGCUUGAUUUUCUUAAUUUCCACUCUGAUUCAGCACGCCAUGUUCUGCUUCUUACUGCUUUCGCUGAUACUCAGGAAUGUUACGACGAGUUCAUACAUGCCGUGUAAAUA